AGUAGAAGAAGAAGACUAUCUGAAGAGUAACCUCGAAGAAGAAGAAGUAGACCGUCAUGUAAUCAUGACAUAGCCAAGGUUGUCCUGAAGAAAUUAUGAGCAUGAUCUGACAGAAAGAGAGUGUCAAUUUAUCUCGCUAGUGGGCUAACCAUCAUCCGCAUGAGGGAGGAGGUCACGCCAAACUCCGACUGAAAUAAUUACAGUUUUUUGAUCGCCCUUAGCAGCUCAGUUCGCGAUGAGCGUCCCGUGUUUCUUGUCCCCCGCUGUCCGAAGCUUCAGCCUGCCGUGUCCGGCCGCCGGUCUGCUCUGCUGCCGCCUGCGGGGCCCCAGCUCCGUUACAAGAAGACAUAUGUCCUCCAAAAGGCAAAUGGACCAUCUAGAGAGAACAGCGAGCAACUACAGACAAAAUGCUCUGUAUCCAGCUCAAGUAUGUGGGAUCGUGAAUGAGUCCGAGACGGUGAAACGUUUGAGACUAGCUGUCCAUCCAGAAUUCAGCUUCAAAGCAGGACAGUGGGUGGAUUUCUUUAUUCCUGGUGUGGAGAAGGUGGGAGGUUUUUCCAUGUGCUCCAGCCCGAGUUUGCUACAGAGGGAGAGCAUCAUUGAGCUGGCUGUCAAAUAUGCCAAACACCCGUCCGCACACUGGGUCCACACCAUGUGUACAGUGGGCUCCCAGGUUGCCAUGCGUGUCGGUGGGGACUUCUUCUUUGACCCGUCGCCCUCUGACCCCUCCGUGGAUCUGCUGCUGGUCGCCGGCGGGGUAGGAAUCAACCCCUUGUACUCCAUCCUGUUGCAUACCACAGAUCUGCUGCAUCUCAACCAUGCUUCUGAUGGGCGGGACUACAACAUAGGCUCUGUUCACCUCUGCUACAGUGCGAAGAACACCCAGGAACUACUCUUUAAGAGCCCCAUCGUUGAAGCGUGUCGGGAGUUUCCUGACAGGAUCUCCUGUGACUUCCACGUCACGCAACAGAGCACAGAUGUCGAGCCACACCUCCAGCCAUUUCUCAACCGUGGAAGAAUCACAGGAGAGGAGUUGCGGGCUUAUGUGGACCCUCAGAGGACUUUGUGUUUCUUGUGCGGACCCCCUCCCAUGAUCGAAGCAAUUUCAAAAACCCUCAUGGACCUUGGCCUCCCAAAAGACAGAAUCCUCUUUGAGAAGUGGUGGUAGAGCCCUCUACAGGGUUGUCCUCCUGGCUUGUGCUCCUUUUUGUAGUCUUCAGUGGGAGGAUGUAAGGUGUGUUUGUGGUGAGAAUGGAGAACAACCGAAAUAUUCCAGUGAUAUAGGCAUUAUGAGUGCUCAAAUGCUUGAGGAGCUCGACCCUCAGAUUCCUGCUGCUGUAACCUGUGCCUGAUUUUUGAUAGGCCACCAGGAACCACCCACUCUUUAACUUGCAGCUGACUUUAAAAGGCAUCAAAGAUGACUGAGCAGACUGUAAAAUCUCAGCGUUGGCAAGACACAUUUCAGCUCGCUGCCUUGUUGAAUACUGCACAAAUCUUUGUGUAUGAUGGUCACUGUGACAUACAUAUUACACUCUUCAGUUCUGAUCUCAUUCCCAGUCUACAUGUGACUGAGGCUCUGCUUUAAAAUUCAUCAUUAGGUGAUAUCAUUAGUUAGUUUAAAUCCAGGUAUUCACACUCUAAUUUAGCUAUGCAAGAAGGCCUGUCAAAGAAAGCAGUAAUUUGAUAUUUUUGGAGGUACACUUAUUUUUUGCCAAGAGGUAGAUGAGAAGAUCACAAUGUAAUCAGCUGCCAGCAUCCUAUUUAGUGAACAGAUUUGAGUGUGGGGUAGCUCAGGGGUUUGGUAGCAGCACCGUCUCCGAAUGACUGGUAUAGACUUUAUCAUGGCAAUAAAACAAAUAAUUGUAUUUUCCAAAAUGUCAAGCUAUUGCUCUAAAGCUCUUCGGCUAUAAAGCAUCAGUGCAAACAAUCACAAUCUGUACUGUUUACACUGUACAUAAGCAUUUGAGUUACUCAUUUUCUUCUAUCAAAAUACCUCUAAAAUGUGUUCUUAGGUGUUAAACUGUGUAUAUACUGUAUACUAAGUGAAAGAGCUAUUUAUUUGCAGAACUGAAGAUUUUAGAGUUGUUUGGCUGAUGAAGUGAAUUUACACAAUACACCUACUGUAUUUUUUAAAAGAUAACAUUUUAGACAUACUGGCCAGCAUGGCCUCUCACACGGUUACAUGCAUACACAGUGCCUAUCGCAUAUACAUACUUCUACUGAGACACACACGUCCACUUACCCAUAAAUG
This is a messenger RNA of Scatophagus argus, 2251 nucleotides long. It is a transcript of the gene oxnad1, whose product is annotated as oxidoreductase NAD-binding domain containing 1. The coding region runs from base 236 to 1168 and encodes 310 amino acids. Lineage: Eukaryota; Metazoa; Chordata; Actinopteri; Scatophagidae. Gene Ontology annotation, molecular function: oxidoreductase activity. Gene Ontology annotation, cellular component: mitochondrion. The transcript is spliced from 9 exons. The record is from RefSeq and is a predicted model, not a curated record.